Molecule: messenger RNA, 2092 nt
Organism: Ricinus communis (castor bean)
Lineage: Eukaryota; Viridiplantae; Streptophyta; Magnoliopsida; Malpighiales; Euphorbiaceae
Product: pentatricopeptide repeat-containing protein At2g45350, chloroplastic
Exons: 1
Coding region: 539-2062 (507 amino acids)
Biological process (GO): RNA modification
Molecular function (GO): RNA binding; protein binding
Source: RefSeq, a predicted model, not a curated record
UCCCGAUGUAUAUGUGAUAUCCAAAUAGAAACUUUGCUACUUCCUGUUUUGUGGGUUAAGAGUAAAAAUGGAUCAUUUUUUGUGAUUCUACAGAAAGUCUAAUGUCACCCAACAAUGUUUAGAUGUUCGGUUUAUUUUUAUCAUCCUAGCUCUGAACUGAAGGGAGGGUGACCAACACAUCUAAAUAUUAAAAAGACAAGACAGGUUCUCAAACCACAGGUCGCAGAUAUACCUGUCAUCUAGACAAACAAAGAUGUGCCUCUGCUGUGGUUUUCCGGUUAUUAUAUUAGAUUGUAAAUUGUGAUGCAGGAAAGAUGGAAUUUUUGCCAUCAGAGACCCAAUUUUCUUAUAGAUGAUGUCUUUUUUGUUCUUUAGCUUUCAUCUUAUCCUUAAAAGAAUAUUUUCUAGGCUUUUUCCAUAAUGACUUAUUUUGCAAGUACAAAGCUACAAAUCUCCUUUUCUUCUGCAACUGGAUUCAGACACAGAUAUAUAAGCUAGGAGAAGACAAGAAGGGGAUUACUUUUUGGAAAGCAUAGAAAUGCCACUUUUAGCCUGCAACUACUUCUUGCCUUCCUCAGAAGUUAAGAAAUGGAAUGAGAUUAUCAGGAAGCAAAUGCAUAUGGGUAAUGGCGCACAAGCUAUUUUGACUUAUUUGAAAGUUCAAGAACUUGGCUUUCAUGCUGAUAACUAUACAUUUCCUAUUUUACUCAAAGCAGCUGGGAGGAUUUGUGCCUCUAAAAUUGGGUUUGCUCUUCAUGGCCAGACCAUAAAGACUGGUUUUUGUGCCCAUGCUUUUGUCCAAACUGCUCUGGUUAACAUGUACGGAAAUCUUCAUUGCAUUGGUGAUGCUUUUAAAGUGUUUGAGAUUAUGCCUGUGAAAGACUUGAUUGCUUGGAAUUCUAUGUUAGACGCAUAUGCUUCUAAUGCCCAGAUGGAUUAUGCUUCUAAUUUGUUCAAUUCGAUGCCUUUAAAGGACAUCUCAUCUUUUAAUAUUAUGAUUUCUGGGUAUUCAACCAGAGGAGAAGCAAUGCUGGCUAGGAGUAUCUUUGAUUCAAUGGAAGUGAGAGAUUUUGUUUCUUGGAACUCAAUGAUAUCAGCGUAUAUCAGAGCUGGAGAUAUGGAGAAGGGUCUUGCAUUGUUUAGAGAAAUGCCAGUAAAAAAUACUGUUACUUGGAAUACCAUGAUAACAGGAUGUUUACAAAGUGAACAUUUUGGUAUGGUUCUUGAUUUGUUCGAAGAAAUGAAGACCGCAAAUUACAUACCUGAUUAUCUUACAGUGACUAGUGUUUUAUCUACCUGUGGCCAUUUGGGAUCAUUGGGAACAGGAAUUAAAAUCCAUAUAUAUGCUAUUGAUAAUGGGCUUGUAUCAAGUCCCCAUGUCACAACAGCUUUAAUUGAUAUGUAUUCUAAAUGUGGAAGCAUAGAACAAGGUUUACAUGUGUUUUGUAAAUCCCAAGUUAAAGAUAUCUAUUGCUGGAACGCCUUGAUCUCUGCGCUUGCACUUCAUGGUCAUGGCUAUGCUGCUCUCAAAGUAUUUGGGAAGAUGAGGAAAAACCAUAUACAACCUGAUGAUAUUACCUUCAUUGGUAUAAUUAAUGCUUGCAGCCAUUCAGGUUUGGUGCAAGAGGGCUGUCAAUUGUUUGUAUCCAUGCAAGAGGACUUUGGAAUAUCCCCCAAGUUGGAGCACUAUGGAUGCAUGGUUAACCUUCUUGGCAGGAGUGGGCAUCUUGCUCUUGCACUUCAGGUAAUUGAAACUAUGCCAUUUGAACCAGGAGAAUCCAUCCUAGGUGCUUUGCUUAGUGCCUGUAUAAUUUAUCAGGAUCUUGAGACUGGUGAAAGAGUGAUAGAGCUAGUUUGUUCCAAAGCUCAUUACCUUAGUGAUGGUGAGCUGAUGAUGUUCUCAAACUUGUAUGCAUCGUGUGGUAAUUGGGAAGAAGCAAACAGAUGGAGGGAGAUGAUGAACAGCACAGGCAUUGUUAAAACUGCUGGAUACAGUGUAAUUGAAGUGAGUGGAAGAUUCCAAAAGUUCUUGGCUGGUGAAGUGGGCAAAAGUUUAACAUAAAUGCUGCUAAUAUAUUUCCAUUACAUGACA